This is a messenger RNA of Funneliformis geosporum, 125 nucleotides long. Lineage: Eukaryota; Fungi; Glomeromycota; Glomeromycetes; Glomerales; Glomeraceae. The record is from the annotation of a GenBank genome assembly.
GUCAAUCAAAUGGUAGGAUAGAAAUAGAUAAUGUAGAUCAAAGAGAAGGAAAUGUUGAUGACUAUUAUGAUAUACAAGAAACAAAUCAUGCUAAUGGGGAUACUAUACGUAGUACUAUAUGGUAA